UGAUUGUCGAAGAUACAGUUUUUUACUGAUAAUGACACUCGAAAUAACUAACAAGCAAACUUGUGCUUCUUUCUUCCCACCUAACAUAAAAGUUCCUCCGGAAGAAACGGAGAAAGUGAUUUCAGGGCUUGCUAAGUUUGUCGCUAAGAACGGUUAUAGCUUUGAAAACCUCACGCGUGAAAAACAGAAAAAUAAUCCCAAAUUUUCUUUUUUAUUUACGGGCGAAUAUAAAGAUUACUACUACCACUGCAUUGGGAUAGAAGCAGCCAAUCUGGGUAUGAAUGCGGCACCGGAGUUCCGCCAGCAGUACCCGGUAGCUUCCCAGCCGUGGGCUCCGCCGUGGGUCUUUCCAGCUCAGCAACCGCUCUGUAUCUCGGGGCCUCGCUUUCCCUACCAGCCCUCUGGCCCACUAAGCAGUUCUCCACAACCUUGGCCCUCUCAGUCUUUGAACGCGCCGUCCAUGCCGCUUGAGCGAGCCGCUCCAGAUUCUUUUCAUCCACCGCCUUGGGAGUCGGCUGAAAAAGAAAAGUGUAGGGAGGGGGACUCGCCUCCGCCUCCUCCGCCUCCCCCUGACAACGGUCAACCUUGGGAAUCGCUUCAGUAUCCCCCGCAGCAACAAGUCCCGUGGGAUCGGCCGCCUCCUCAGUGGGAGCAGCCGUUGCCCUUACAUAAUAGACCAGCGUGGCAACCACCUGCCAUUCCGCCGUGGAACCCCCAACCUCCUCCCUGGCAGCCUCAGAAUCAACCAGCUAAUCCUUGGCCAGGCCCCCUCCCCCCGUGGCAGCGCCCACCGCAAGAGCAACAUCCCCCGCCAAUGGACUUCCAUCUCCUCGACCUCGUCUUGGAGACGAUGGUCGAUAACGUGUCUUUUGAAGAGAACAAACAUAAAAUCGAGCAGUGCACCGAUUGGGCCCUUGAAAAUUGCGGAGAUAACUACUUAAGAACAGUGGAACUUGGCAACCAUUUUUGCCACCUUGUUGCAAAGUGUUGUGCGAAUAAUGAAAGUUUCACCAAAGUUAUAAGCUUUACUUUUGUUAUAGAAGCCAUUUUGAGGGCAGGCGUUGAAAACCACAGAACAAAUUUAAUCAAUUCUCUUUUAGACUCUUUAGCCUCUAUAUUCGUCUCCGUUCGAGAGUCUUAUCCGCUUCCCCUUUUUCAGUGUCUGAUGCAGCUAAUAGAAAGUUGGGGAAAAGAAAAUCUAUUUAACAGUGAAACGUUGAGCAAUUUAAAAAAACUUAUUGAAAAGGAACCCAAUGAAAACCAGUUCAUUGCCGCCUUACCGGAGAGCGUUAUGACAAGAAGUAGAAUUCCAUAUUACGAGUUGUCUGCGGCGUCGAUGUUUGACUGCCUCCUGACGUUGAGGGCCGACAAGUACGCCCCAAUUCUCCCCAGCUACUUGAGCGGCGACUUUGCAGAUCUCUACCGGAUUCCUCAGCGUUUGUACGACACGGUGAGCCGUUUUCUGGAGUCGCUGGACCAGAUGGAAGGGAGAAACCACGAGGGCUGGGUGCCCCACACUCUAGAGAAGCACAACGCUUCAUUGGAUACCACCGCCUGGCUAAGACCGCGCGCCCGCCAGAGUAGACGCUCCCGCUCCCGCUCCCGCUCUUACUCGAGCUCGCGAUCCCGCUCCCGGUCGUCCUCUCGUACCUAUUCACAGUCGCCCUCCCGAAGUUACUCCCGCUCUCAUUCGCGUUCGCGAUCUCGUUCCGCUUCAUAUUCGAGUUCUCGUUCUCGAUCUCAGUCGCUCUCUUCCAGAUCGAGAUCGAGAUCUUAUUCGCGCUCUCCGAGGCGCAGGCGUAGCCUUUCUAGGGAAGGUUCUCUAGACCCAGAAUUUCCGGGGUUGAGUCACCCCGAUAUUGAGAGAUGCCCCGAGAAGCCGUUGGAUGGUAGCAAUGUUGGAUUCCAGAUGCUGCAGAAGAUGGGGUGGUCGGGCGUAGGCAAAGGCAUCGGCGCUAAAGGCACUGGCAGGGCGGAGCCUGUUCCCUCGGCGGAAGUGAGAAACAAAGCAAACAAGUUUUCUGGGAUCGGCGUUGUUAAGGCGAAAGAGCCUGACGACGACUUGUUCGAGCAGUUUAGAAAGUCGAAGAGUUACACACAUAGAAGAGACAUGGAUAAACGCAAACAGGAGGUUCCUGUGUGCUACAAUUGCGGUUCAGAGAAACACUUUGCUAAGAACUGUCCUGGCAUUGCCCGAAGUUAUAAAUGAAAAACUUAGAUUACGAUAGAUAACAUAAGCGUAGCUUUACUGGCUAUGAAUUUCGUUUAACAUUAAAGUAAAAGAUAUAGAGCACCGGAAAA
Molecule: messenger RNA, 2301 nt
Organism: Zophobas morio
Lineage: Eukaryota; Metazoa; Arthropoda; Insecta; Coleoptera; Tenebrionidae
Product: calcium homeostasis endoplasmic reticulum protein-like
Exons: 21
Coding region: 32-2209 (725 amino acids)
Biological process (GO): RNA processing; intracellular calcium ion homeostasis
Cellular component (GO): perinuclear region of cytoplasm
Molecular function (GO): zinc ion binding; RNA binding
Source: RefSeq, a predicted model, not a curated record